Pecten maximus is the source of this 2289-nucleotide messenger RNA. RefSeq lists its product as uncharacterized. The record is from RefSeq and is a predicted model, not a curated record. Lineage: Eukaryota; Metazoa; Mollusca; Bivalvia; Pectinida; Pectinidae. The transcript is spliced from 2 exons. The coding region runs from base 1666 to 2184 and encodes 172 amino acids.
UUACUUAAAUAUAUACGUUCUUAAUACUAUGUCAUCAACGCUAAAUUAAUUGAUUCCCUAAUACGUACGAAAAUAUUACUUAAAUAUAUACGUUCUUAAUACCGUACUUCAUGAAACUAAAUUAAUUAUAUCCCUAAUACUUACGAUUCAAUCAUCUAAAUAUAUACGUUCUUAAUACUAUGUCAUCAACGCUAAAUUAAUUGAUUCCCUAAUACGUACGAAAAUAUUACUUAAAUAUAUACGUUCUUAAUACCGUACUUCAUGAAACUAAAUUAAUUAUAUCCCUAAUACUUACGAUUCAAUCAUCUAAAUAUAUACGUUCUUAAUACUAUGUCAUCAACGCUAAAUUAAUUGAUUCCCUAAUACGUACGAAAAUAUUACUUAAAUAUAUACGUUCUUAAUACCGUACUUUAUGAACACUAAAUUAAUUAAAACCCCAAUGCUUUCGAUUGUAUUACUUAAAUAUAUACGUUCGGCACGAGGAAAUUUUGAAAAGAUAGCGAUAUAUACUUAUUGAAUUAUUGAAUUGGUUCUAUAAAGAAUCUUUUUACGACAGCAUUUGUUUUCAAGAAUAUAUAUAUACCGUUAAAAUAAGAAAUUGUUGAUCUCAAUUUUGAUAUUUAAUCAAUCCAAUAAGUAUAUCGGGCCUGACCUUGUUUAACAAUUUUUUAUCAUAUAUACAAGUACAAUUUAAAAAAGGGAAAAAAGAUCAUGAACUUACCAUUUUCAAACGUGUAAUGCCAUGUAAGAAGUCGAAUACGUCAUAAUCAGUGCGGCAUAACUUGCAAAUAUAGGAUUCGGGAUUUCGUGUAAACAUCUCAAACUUAGUUUUGCCAAUAUUCUCACAAUCAGAAUGGUACCAUUUAUCACAUGAUUCACACAAAAGACUUUCGGUAUUGUGGGUAUCUUUGUGGCAGGAGCCACAUGGCCAUUUUUUACCACGACCCAUGAUACUGUUGCAAAGGAUAACUGUUUCGUUACGUAUUUAUAGCUACUGAAUUGAAAAAAUAUAAUUUGAUUGGUAUAUUUCAACUCUACCAAAUUGUAAUCGGAUUCCGAUUGGUUACCUUUAUGUACACAAAGGUUUAAUUUGAUCGCAACAAAUCUAAUAUUUUAUGUUUAAUGUUGUUUUUGUGUUCUCGCAAAACCAACAACACGUCCACUACGUGCAGAAAUAUGAAAACAUCUUUCGGCAUCAUCAGUCGAGCAACGUAUGAACAAGUGCGACUCCUGUCAAUCAACGUGCACGCGCAAACGCAAAGGUGUGAUCUUUAGUACCGGUGAGUAUGUACACGGGUAUUAUUCUCCUGUCAAUCAUUAGGCUAGGCACGCGCGGUAUACCGUAUCGGUGAACAUCACACGUUACAAAUUAUCACUAAUCGACUUUUUGGUGGGCAAUUAGGGAACCUGAUAAUUAGGUAAUUGUGAUCGACAAGUGAAUAGUUAAUAUUAUAAUUGGUCACACAUAUACAUACAAUAAACACUAACGUGAGAAACGACUAUAAUUCAUAUCCUUUAAUCAGAACUGUGUUCAGUAAAUAAAACUCCUAUGAAUUAGUUAAUCUGUACUCAAUUUUUUUAUCAUUUUUAUUGAGAAAAGUGGUAUAAAUGAUUUGUAUAAGGUUUUUAUCCACUUCACACCCUUAAUAUUGGCUGGGCUGUAUCAUGGCGAAGUUUGCAAUUCUCGGCAGCAGUUACAUCUCUAGACUCAGAGACUUCUGUGAAGGUGACUUUAAGGUGCCUGGUGAUUGCCGAUUUUUUGGCAAAGGAGGGAUGAGGACGGACUCGAUUCCACACUGGAUGAUGGCAGACCUCGAGAGCUUCAACCCGGACGUUGUUUUUGUGCAUCUUGGUGGCAACGACAUUCGGCGAGAUUCUUCUCCUAAAGACAUAUUCAGCAACCUGUGUGCGAUCGUGGAGACAUUGAAGAAGAGCGGCGCCAAGGUUCACAUCGCCGAGAUUUGCAGAAGAGGAGAUUUUUCCAAGGCACCAGGGCUCAUGGAAGCAUCAUUCAAUAGACAGAGGAAUGCCAUCAACAGGCUGUUGAUAGAGAGAUACGGGAAGUGUAUUGUGAAGAUCCCCCUGCAGUAUCCUGCCGAUUACGAUAACAAACUUGUACAUUUUUCAGACUAUGGGAUUAGGAAGUAUUUUUUUAUGGUUAGGAGAGUGUUUUUACGGUGCUAGCUAUACUCACUUUUGUGUGUACGUGUAUACAUGUAUAUAUGUUCACGUUUACCUAGCUUGCUAAUUAUCUUAAAGGUCCAAUAUAUCACAUCUGUAAAUGGAAAU